AUGUGCCACCUCCCGGGGCUGGUUGUGUUUGACCUGGAUUACACCCUGUGGCCCUUCUGGGUCGACACCCACGUGGACCCCCCCUUCCAGCGGGGCAGGGCUGGCUUGGUGUUGGAUGCCCGCGGCCGCCCCGUCCGGCUGUACCCCGAGGUGCCGGCUGUGCUGGAGCGACUGCAGGGCCUGGGCAUCCCCAUGGCAGCCGCCUCCCGGACGGGCGAGACCCACGGUGCCACCCAGCUGCUGGAGCUCUUCGGUGUGCGGCGCUUCCUGCGCCGUGUGGAGAUCUACCCCGGGGGGAAGAGCGCCCACUUCCACAGGCUGCAGCAGGACACCGGAGUCCCCUUCGCCCAGAUGCUGUUCUUCGACGACGAGGAGCGCAACAUCCGGGACGUCAGCAAGCUAGGUGUCACCUGCAUCCUGGUCCCCGAUGGAAUGACCCAGGCGCUCCUCACCCGGGGGCUGGAAGCCUUCGCUCGCUCCUGA
This is a messenger RNA of Emys orbicularis (European pond turtle), 483 nucleotides long. RefSeq names its product magnesium dependent phosphatase 1 (gene MDP1). The coding region runs from base 1 to 483 and encodes 160 amino acids. Gene Ontology annotation, molecular function: acid phosphatase activity. The transcript has 6 exons. Lineage: Eukaryota; Metazoa; Chordata; Testudines; Emydidae. The record is from RefSeq and is a predicted model, not a curated record.